AUGGCAUCAGAGUGGUUUGAAAGAAAAAUACGCUAUUUAAGUGACAUUACUAAUGAAAGUGAGCUGAAAGAUGAGUUGGAAGCGAUUGAAAUAAAAUUAAAAAGUUUAACAUCAUUGGAAUUGAAGACUGUUGCUACUAAUUUGGAUUAUUCCCGGCUUUUUUGUCAGCUAACCUCCAAUCAUGAAAGCAGAGAGAUUGUUGAACGAGUAUGCAAUAUCUGUAUGACAUUAUUCAGCGUGUUGGAACCUGGUGAAAUUUUCCAGCGUCAUCCAGCAGAUUUAAUGGAGCAUUUGUCUCACCAGGAGUCAUGUGUCAAAAGCCUGAUUUUAAGCGAACUGAAGAAAGUAGCUGCGUCAAAGUCAUCUCAAUUAAUUGCAGACAUAAAUUUAUUGAAUACUAUUGUCCAGCGGAUUGGGGACCAGGAUAUCGGAGUUGCUAAGCAGGCAAUGGAUGUCAUAAAAAAGGUCGGUGGUGACCUAGCAGGAGCUAAAGCGCUUUACAGCGGGAUUUUACUGCGUACUAUCGCUAAGUUGGUUUCAAGAAACGACGAGAUAAGCUUCAGAGUUUAUGAAGUAAUUGUUGACAUUGCAAAAUCUUCGAAAGAAUGCCUUGAAGCUUCAGUGAGCUCCGGCUUACUUGAUAGUCUAAUUAAUAUCCUAGCGAAUGACGACGUUCUGCUGCAGCUUAAUGCUCUCGAGGCUCUGACAGACCUCGCGACGUACGACCAGGGUCUGAAUUAUCUUGAGCAGCGAGAAAUAUUGAACGAUCUGAAUAAAAAGAUCUCAAACCCGGACGAGAACGCGCUCUCGAACCUCUUGAUCCCCGGGCUAAUGAAGUUCUUUGGCAGCGUGGCUAAAAAUCGACCCGACGAAAUAUUCACUAAGUAUCCGAAUGUCGUUUAUUCUCUGUUCGAGUUAAUCGAAACGACUGAUGAUAAUAUUUUACUGAUAAACGCCUUGGAUACUUUGGGCUACGUCGCGUCGACAAUUGACGGUAAAUAUGCGCUGCAAAAUUUAGGAAAGCCAAUGGAGCUGGCAAUGAAUAAAAUCGCUGUAAUUAUUAAUAAAAUGCCCACGGAAGUUCGGCUCCGUGCGUUAGAUAAUUUAUCUCUGAUCUUGCACGUCGAACCGUCGAAGCAAAAUAAUCGCAUAAGCUCGUUAAUAAAAUCGUGGUUUGGUUUUCUUGGUGAUGAUCCAAUGAAAAUAAUUGUCGAGUUGUGUAAGCAACCGUUUCCUGACAUUAAACAAGCUAGUUUGAAAGUACUACUCGAAAUAGCGUCUCAUCCGUGGGGCCAGCAGUACAUUGCUUCUUACCCGGGUCUUACAGAAUUUUUAUUAAAUAGAAAUUCCGAAGCUUUUAAAGAGUGUAAAGAAUUGAAAUUUGAUAUUGUUAAAUGUCUUGUUGGUUUUGAUGGGUUUGACAAUGCGACAAUGCAAAAAGUACAAAGUUUUAUUACCGAAGGUCCGUUCUUUGUUGACGUUGAAAUGGAGGUUGCUGUCGACGGUUCAUAA
Messenger RNA from Cotesia congregata, 1512 nucleotides. NCBI's taxonomy places the organism in Eukaryota, Metazoa, Arthropoda, Insecta, Hymenoptera, Braconidae. The record is from the annotation of a GenBank genome assembly.